UUUUUUUGCACAUUAGAUACAUGGCCUCCACUACUAUUGACCCGCUUUCUCAUACAUCUUUCUCUUCUCUGCGAGCUGAUAGCAGCCCAGUCAAGAGCAACGGCGUGGAUAUCCACCAGAUGGACCUGCUGAGUGGCACGGUAGCUCUGCUGGGUGUGGCAUCUAUAAUCCUGCAGGCCAUCCGCACUCCGCUGAAGUUUUCAUACCCGCAUUUUGCUGUCUUUUUGAAAUGGCUCGAGGCAAGCAUCGAAAAGGAUCUGGACGUGUUUCUCAACUCUUGUACAAAGGACUGCGACACACGCUGCUAUCAGCUUACGAGAAAUGCACUACUGAGAAGACUCAGCAGCAAUAUCUUUGUCGAGGGAACACCGGGCUGCAACGGAGGUAAAUCGGUAACUGCCGAUGACUUGAAGGAGACUAUCAAGGAAGGUGGUGGUGAUGCGCUGAUUGAACUGGCGCGUAUUGGUGGGUACCCACGAAUGAAGGCCCUUCGCAGAGCCGUGUACCUUACCCGGCAUGCUCCUAAGCAACUCGAAACCAUCGUGGUCUGGCAAUGGAUUGGUGUGGUGGUCCACUGGCUGAUCUUUGACCUCACCACCCUCCUCAUUCCCGCAGUUUUAAGUGCCACCUACUGGGUUGGGCGUGUCUUUCGGGGUGGAGCACAUAAAAUGCGCCCACAGAUGGCAUGCACUCCUUUCAUAUCGAAGAGGCUUAUCAGCUACGAUAUGCUGGAGCUAGCCAAGCAUCGCAUACAGAUCCAGCACCAGCCAUGGGUCCGCUUUGGCACGUAUUUCAUGCUUGCUGAGCUGUCGGAAAAGCCUAUCAGUGUUCGCGCGUGGGGAAAAGACGACCGACAAGACACAUGCGACCAUCUAGUGCAUCCACUUGUCUACGACCGGAGGAUCUGUUCGCAGAUUUCCACUGACCAGUGCUCUGUGGCCCGGAUGCUGUACACUGUUUCCCUACUCAGUAUCCGGACGAUGCUACUCUGCAGCAACAUCGCGUUUGUCCCAAACUACGUCAUACUCAGUGGGCACAGUAACCUUGAUUUGAAGAGGAUGGGCCCGAUGCUCUUGGUCAACAACGGCACGCUACACGGACUUUAUGAGCUCAUGUACCAGGUGGGCAGUCAGGGCAAUGGAGAUCUGGAUAAACAUGCCAGAGAGCGCCUUCUUGGUUCGUAUAGGCAAUUGACUGAGAGGAUGCGAGGAAAACUUGGCGACAUGAUAUGCGAAGGUAGUCAGACGAGCAUCCUGCUUAAUCUUGCCUUGGCCAGUAUGCAGGAUAAUAGUGUCAAUGAGGCCCGCGACCUUGUAGCCCAAAUGCCGGGUACCCAGAAUCCUGCAAACCAGUUCGAGCUUGCUGGUGUCAAAAUUGACCCAGAGUCAUUUCUCUCUGUCUAUCAACACCGGCUCGUCAUGAACACCACUAUCGGGUUGCUCAUAGAAAGCGUCCAAACAUUCGACCUGCACUGGGGCGCAACUACUUGGUUACUCCAGCUAUUUCUCCGUGCUUACGAGGACGUGAACCUGACUGAUGACCACAGCACAUGCAGCAGUGAGACUGCCAACCCCGGGAAAAUCCGCGGGAGAGUAAAGGCACUGUGCUUUUUACCGUUUCAGCCCAAGCUACCCCAUCCACCAGCAGGAGCAGAUGAGCGGCAGAGGGAUAUGCCAAUGGCGUCUAAGCUGAAGGACAAGGGAUUCCAAAGCAUCUUUAGAUCUGCGUGGUCCCCUUUUGGCUGUAACGAGGCCGGUCAGUUGCUCAGCGCUCCUCCUGCGUGGUGCGUCUGUCGGCGCCAUUGCACAGGAUUGUGCACUCUUGUCGUGGAAAGAUGGAAGCUGCUUGUCUCGGCCCCUCUUUACCAGCACACCCCCUAUAUAUUCGAUAGGCGUACUGAGCCUGGCACUGAAUCCUCCCCCUUGCUCCCUGACUCGAUUAUACCCAUCGUACCCCUCAUCUGCUCGACGAAUAUACGCUUGCUGAAUAGGCACAUCAAGAAAAUGGGAUGGAUUGGCAAAACCACAGCCGAAGCUGGUGAUAAUGGUAUACCUACCUCCUCGACACCCGAACAGACGAGCAAUGCCAUCACUGCACUGCCACCGGGACCGCUUACUGAUCAUCUCUACCAGAAACUAUACAGGAUACUGGUUAUCUCUCGGGGACGAAUUUACACCUGGGACCUCGAUAAAACAUCCAAUGUAGUUACGGAGUCAGUGAGCUACUUUUGCAAACCCGAAACAGUCUCCGUCAGUGGCACAUUGUUGACGGUCUAUGAAGCCGACGCUCAAGCAAUAAAGGGCACAGAGACUGUGGCUGUUAACACUGCAGGCCAUACAGGCGAUCAUCAGCAGCCACCAGAACUGUCCUUGUCUCCUAUUGCCUGGCGGUAUGACUCUCAUAAUUCCCCAUGCUUGUCAGAAGAGCAGCUGGCAACACAUUAGCAGCUCGCUAUUUAUUAAGCAUGAAUAAUAUUCUUGAACACAUA
Messenger RNA from Linderina pennispora, 2488 nucleotides. RefSeq lists its product as uncharacterized. The transcript has a single exon. NCBI's taxonomy places the organism in Eukaryota, Fungi, Kickxellomycota, Kickxellomycetes, Kickxellales, Kickxellaceae. Bases 21 to 2444 code for a protein of 807 amino acids. The record is from RefSeq and is a predicted model, not a curated record.